AUGGAGCCCUUCCUCAGGAAGCGGCUGGCCUUCCUGUCUUCCUUCUGGGACAAGAUCUGGCCGGCAGGCGCUCCAGAUGGUGGCAUCCACCGCUUCCCUGGCCCCGACAGGGACGCUGGGCUGGAGCCCCCUGCCUCCGAGUCCCGGGCCGCGGAGCCUCCCGCCCCCGAGCUUGGCCGCCCGCGGGUGCAGGGGCAGCUCGUCAGGGCUGUCUGCGACUUCUCGGCGCGGUGUGUGGACGAGCUGAGUGUCAGCUGCGGGGACAGGCUCUACGCCCUCAGGGAAGACGGCGACUAUAUCUUUGCUCGAAGGCUCUCUGGCCCGCCCAGCAUGGGGCUCGUGCCCACAGCCUGUGUGGCCAGGGCCACCCCGGAGACUCUCUCAGACCAACCCUGGUACUUCAAUGGCAUCAGCCGAACCGAGGCCCGGCGGCUGCUCCUGUCCCCGGCCAAUGCCCCAGGGGCCUUCCUCAUCCGGCCCAGUGAGAGCAGCCAGGGGGACUUCUCGCUGUCAGUUCGGGCCCAGGCCAGAGUCCGCCACUACCGCAUCUGCACGGCGGCCGACGGCGGCCUCUACCUGCAGAAGGGCCGUCUCUUCCCCAGCCUGGAGGAGCUGCUCACCUACUACCAGGCCAACUGGAAGCUGAUCCAGAACCCGCUGCUGCAGCCCUGCGUGGCCCAGAAGCCCCCCGAGCAGGACGAGUGGGAACGGCCGCGCUCCGAGUUUGCCCUGCACAGGAAGCUGGGCGAAGGCUACUUUGGGGAGGUGUGGGAAGGCCUGUGGCUGGGCUCGGUCCCUGUGGCAGUGAAGGUCAUCAAAUCAGCCAACAUGAAGCUGGCCGACCUCACCAAGGAGAUCCAGACGCUCAAGAGCCUGCGUCACAAGCGGCUCAUCCGGCUGCAUGCCGUGUGCUCCGUGGGCGAGCCGGUGUACGUCGUCACCGAGCUCAUGAGCAAGGGCAGCCUGCAGGCCUUCCUGGGCAGCCCCGAGGGCCGGGCCCUGAGCCCGCCUGUCCUGCUGGACUUCGCCUGCCAGGUGGCCGAGGGCAUGAGCUACCUGGAGGAGCGGCGGAUCGUGCACCGGGACCUGGCCGCGAGGAACGUGCUCGUGGGCGAUGCCCUGGCCUGCAAGGUGGCCGACUUCGGCCUGGCCCGGCUGCUCAAGGAUGAUGUCUACUCCCCGAGCAGCGGCUCCAAGAUCCCCGUCAAGUGGACGGCGCCCGAGGCGGCCAACUACCGUAUCUACUCCCAGAAGUCGGACGUCUGGUCCUUCGGAGUGCUGCUCUACGAAGUGUUCACUUACGGCCAGUGUCCCUAUGAAGGAAUGAGCAACCAGGAGACUCUGCAGCGGAUCGCGAGGGGCUACCGCCUGCCGCGCCCCGCCGCCUGCCCGGCCGAGGCGUAUGCGCUCAUGCUGGCGUGCUGGCAGGCCAGCCCGGAGGAGCGGCCGGCCUUCACGGCACUGCAGGAGAAGCUGGGCGCCAUCCGUGGGCGCCUCCCCCCUGCCCUCACGUGA
Molecule: messenger RNA, 1515 nt
Organism: Pteropus alecto (black flying fox)
Lineage: Eukaryota; Metazoa; Chordata; Mammalia; Chiroptera; Pteropodidae
Gene: SRMS
Product: src-related kinase lacking C-terminal regulatory tyrosine and N-terminal myristylation sites
Exons: 8
Coding region: 1-1515 (504 amino acids)
Biological process (GO): cell differentiation; protein phosphorylation; innate immune response
Cellular component (GO): extrinsic component of cytoplasmic side of plasma membrane
Molecular function (GO): signaling receptor binding; non-membrane spanning protein tyrosine kinase activity; ATP binding
Source: RefSeq, a predicted model, not a curated record